Pelodiscus sinensis (Chinese soft-shelled turtle) is the source of this 2252-nucleotide messenger RNA. NCBI's taxonomy places the organism in Eukaryota, Metazoa, Chordata, Testudines, Trionychidae. The record is from RefSeq and is a predicted model, not a curated record.
UCAGGCCCUGCGCCUUCCUGGGACUCGGCCCAUCAUGGCCGUGCUGCCCCCUCACUGUGCCCUUCACCCCCACCUCCCUUGGUGGUGCCGUGUGGCUGCUUUGUGCCUCCCGUCUCACUACCCUGAGGCCACGUGCCUGCCUCCAGACCUGAGGCUGCCUCCCCUCCCUGUCCCUGACCGUCUUCUCGCAGUGCCCUUUGGCCAAGUUCCCUGCCCCCAGAUCCUCAAGGCCACCGUCUCCUCUCCCUGUCUGCUGUCUCUGACAGAAGCAGGGAGCCCACACGAAUCCUGUGAGCCUUGCAAAUACAGGAUGAAAAACUCUCCUGUAAUUUGCAAGCCUGCAGGAAGGAACCAUACGAAUGGGAUUUUUGAGGCCCGAUACUUGAAGUAGUGAAAAACAAUAGAAGGUUGUGGCUGGUGUGUACAAAGCCGCAGGAGAUGGCGGGACCAUUGUUUCUGGGUUUGGGAGCACUGAGUGGUUCGAUCGUGUCAUAAUGCAGGUUUGGCAGAAUUUUCAAAUAUGAAAGGUGACAUUUUUGUAUCCGUUUUUCCAAGCUCUCUCUGGCACAGGGAUACCAGAAUGAGAGAAUCACUACAGAGAAGUACGCUAGAAGCUUGCAUUGCUGGAUUACUAAUGGUCGUGGGAAAUACUUUUGAAACUGGAAAAUCCACAGCAGGUGUCAUUUUCAUCAUUGACAACACUUGAAGGAAAAGUAACACUGAAUGGUGGAGGGGCCUGACUGAAUGGAAUCCAUCUAAUAAAACCACUGAAGCAUGUGGGAAGUCACUCAACACCUGCAGCCAAUUGCAGCCAGUGAAGUUACUUUAAAAGGCCUCCCCUAUGUAAGAAGAGGGGGAAGACAAAGAGUGACAAACCAGAAGGAGAAAGGGAGGAACAAGAAGAAGUCAUGUAUGAGGUCCAAAUAACCUAUCAAGGAAAGAAGGGUGAUUUUUACUCUCCUACAUGGGCAUCUUAUCCAAGUUACAAUCUAGCUCUAAGAAAACCAAAUCACAGCUGUUUCCACAACUAGGGAUACAGUCCAUCAUUGGAAGAAAAGAAUGAAAAGAUGGCUGACUUCUUACUGCCCUGUACUAACAAUUUUCGCAAAUUCACAUGUGAAUCCUUGGCUGCUAUCGAGAAGCAAAUUGCUGCCAAGAAAGAAUGCAUAGAUCAGCAGCCUGAAGAGAAACCUCGGCCCCAGCUUGACUUAAAGGCUUUCCAAAAGCUCCCUGCUCUCUAUGGAAAUCCUCCUCAGGAGCUAAUUGGGGAACCACUGGAGGAUCUUGACCCUUACUACAGUGAUCACAAGACAUUUAUGGUACUGAACAAAGGAAAAAUAAUCUUCCGAUUUACUGCCACACGUGCCUUAUGUAUACUUAGCCCUUUUCAUCCAAUCAGAAGAGCAGUGAUUAAAAUUUUGGUACACAAAUUGUUCACUCUGUUUAUUAUGUGCACUAUUUUAACAAAUUGUGUCUUCAUGGCUAUGUCAGAGAGUCCUAAAAAGCUUAAGACAGAUGAAUCUCCUUCAUGGAACAAAUAUGUUGAGUACAUUUUCACUGGCAUUUACACUUUUGAAUCAUUGAUAAAAAUAUUGGCAAGAGGAUUCUGUCUGAAUGAAUUCACUUUCCUUCGAGAUCCAUGGAAUUGGUUGGAUUUCAGCGUCAUUGUUAUGGCAUAUGUAGGGGAGCUUCAUGAUGUAGGCAGUGUUUCAGUCCUUCGUACAUUCAGAGUUCUGAGAGCUUUAAAAACUAUUUCAAUAGUCCCAGGACUGAAGGUCAUUGUAGGUGCACUGAUCCAGUCUGUUAAGAAACUUACUGAUGUGAUGAUCCUGACAGUUUUCUGCUUGAGUGUCUUUGCCCUCGUAGGCCUCCAGCUCUUUAAGGGCAAUUUAAGACAUAAAUGUGUCAGAAGGUUUAACUCCACCAAUGGAACUAUUACUUCAGAUGACAAGACAUGGGACUCCUAUGAUAUGUUUAUUAAUGAUACAGAAAAUUUUCUUAAGAAAAAUGGCACCAAGGACAACUUGUUGUGUGGCAAUGGCACAGAUGCUGGUCCACCUGUGACUAAUGUGAAAAGCAGAUUUCAAGUUCCAAAUGACAGCAAAAAUUUUCUUAAGAAAAAUGGCACCAAGGACAACUUGUUGUGUGGCAAUGGCACAGAUGCUGGUCCACCUGUGACUAAUGUGAAAAGCAGAUUUCAAGUUCCAAAUGACAGCAGUAAUGGGAACAAGGAUAAUGAAGAUUAUCAAUAA